Vanderwaltozyma polyspora DSM 70294 is the source of this 1005-nucleotide messenger RNA. It is a transcript of the gene MRX8, whose product is annotated as translation initiation/elongation factor MRX8. Lineage: Eukaryota; Fungi; Ascomycota; Saccharomycetes; Saccharomycetales; Saccharomycetaceae. The record is from RefSeq and is a predicted model, not a curated record. Gene Ontology annotation, molecular function: GTP binding. Bases 1 to 1005 code for a protein of 334 amino acids. Gene Ontology annotation, cellular component: mitochondrion. The transcript has a single exon.
AUGAAAGUCUCACCUGUCUGUUUAUAUAGACCUUCUAACUAUGUCAAGUACAAUUUAUCACUCAUAAAGGAUAUUGUCUCUACAAAGACGAUUAGGAAUACUGAUGAUAUCAAAGUAGUGGAGCCUACUUUAAAGAUUAAUUCUCUUAAAAAGCAGAGCAAGAAAGGUUUAGAAAAGGAAAAAAAAUCAAAUGGUAAACCAGAAUGGACCAGUAUCCUUGGGAAAUAUAACAAUUUAAGAAGUUUUGCAACUCAAGGUAAUAUAAGCUUUUCAAAUCGAUUUUUUUACACAGCAAAUAUCAAAUAUGAAUGGAGUGCCUUUAAAGAGAAUGAAUUCAUCAAUGAUGAUGCAGAUAUUGAAACUAAUGAAAACUUGGUAGAGAAGAAUGCUUCAGAAUCAGUAGUUAAAGAAAAAUUGAGAAAUGUACUUCCUGAAAUUGCGUUUCUGGGUAGUUCCAAUGUUGGGAAAUCUUCACUGUUAAAUAGUUUAUUAACAAAUUAUCAAAAAUCAACAUUGGAUAAAAUAGCAUGGGCUUCUAAAAGACCAGGUUUUACGAAAUCAUUGAAUUUCUUUAACAUUGGUAAUAGAUUUAGGCUAGUGGAUACCCCAGGAUAUGGGUACAAUAGCACAUCCAGGCAAGGUAACUUGACAUUACACUACUUAAAAAACCGUAAGGAGCUAAUAAAAUGUUUCUUAUUGAUAUCAGCAGAAAAAGGACUUAAUGGUAACGACAUGAAUAUGAUUGAAUUCAUGGCAGAAAAUGGCGUUCCAUUUGAGUUAGUCUUUACCAAAAUGGAUAAGUUGAAAAAUGUCACAAUGCUUGAAAAGCAAAUUGAAGAUAAUAAUAUUAUGAAGUUUCCAUCAUCUCCACAAUUGCUUUUCACUAACUCUGAAGUUUCCAAGAAAUGCAGAAAAAGAUAUGGUGUUGAUUAUGUCAGAUUAUUGGUUUUGCAAUCGGCAGGCUUGCCAUUUAAUGUUAAACCUUUAACAAUUUCCAAAGUUUAG